AGUUUCGACAAAGUAGAGAAUUCCACGUGUCAGACUUUGUACUCUUUCUUGUUCUCCUCUACUUCAAUUUCUAGUCCUUUCUUUUUCAGCUUGAUUUCUUCAAACCCUAGAAUUUCGCGUCCUUAUGGCCCAACUCUCUCCUCUUUCCGUCCAACUCAUCUCCAGUAACGGCGACUUGAAUGUCGACGGUCUCGAAAACUUCGUCCGCGCUACCAACCUUCCCGAUCGCGGCCUCUCCUACUCUGUCGUAGCCAUCAUGGGCCCACAAAGCAGUGGCAAGAGUACUUUAAUGAAUCAUCUUUUUUAUACAAAUUUUAAAGAGAUGGAUGCUUCUGACGGAAGGAGCCAGACAACUAAGGGAAUUUGGAUAGAUAAAUGUGUUGACAUUGAACCCUUCACCAUUGUCAUGGAUUUAGAGGGAACUGAUGGCACUGAAAGAGGCGAGGAUGACACUGCAUUCGAGAAACAGAGUGCCCUGUUUGCUGUGGCAAUUGCAGAUGUUGUACUGAUAAACAUUUGGUGCCAUGAUAUCGGUCGGGAGCAGGCUGGCAGUAGACCUCUUCUAAAAACAGUUUUUCAGGUCAUGAUGCGUUUAUUUAGCUCACGUAAAACAACUCUUUUGUUUGUUAUACGGGAUAAAACCAAGACGCCGGUUGAAAAAUUAGGGUCUAAUUUAAGAGAAGAUAUUCAGAAGAUUUGGGAAGCAUUUCCUAAACCCCAAGACCAUGACAGUACUCCUCUCAGUGAGUUUUUUAAUGUGGAGGUCAUUGCUUUAUCUAGCUAUGAAGAGAAGGAGCAAGAGUUUAAAGAGCAGGUUGCUCAAUUGAGGCAGCGAUUUUUCCAUUCCAUCUCUCCAGGAGGACUAGCUGGAGAUAGACAAGAAGUUGUUCCUGCCUCAGUGUUCUCCUUCAGUGUACAACAGAUUUGGAAACUUAUAAAAGAAAACAAGGACCUGAAUCUUCCUGCUCAUAAGGUAAUGGUUGCCACUUUUCGGUGUGAGGAAAUUGCCAAUGUGAAGCUGUGUCUAUUGUCAGAUGAUAAGGGUCGGUUGGCUUUGGAGGAAGCUAUUCAAGUGGGUCCGAUCCCUGGAUUUGGUAAAGAGGCUCACACCAUUAUAGAUACCUAUCUUUCAGAUUAUGACAAGGAGACAAUCUACUUUGAUGAAGCUGUGAGAACUAGAAAACGACAAGAUUUGGAGUCAAAAGCAAUUCAUAUUUUCUACCGUGCAUAUACUGUCAUAUUGGAUCAUCUACAGUCUAAAGGGUUUGAUAGCUUUAAGAUCAGCUUGGAACAAUUACUUAAAGAUGGGGAAGGUUUUGCUUCUGCAGUUCGCACUUGUCUUCAAUCUUGCAUGCUGGAGUUUGACCAAGGAUGUGCUGAUGCUGCUAUAAGACUGGCUAACUGGGAUGCUUCAAAAGUUCAGGAAGAACUUCUCCAUGAUAUUCAUGAACAUGCAUCAUCCCUUCUCCAUGCGAAGCUGUCUGAAAUCAAAGCCAAGUUUGAGGAAAAACUCACUGCAGGACUUACUGAACCUGCAAAAUAUCUGUUUGCAGCUGGUUCUGAGGACACUUGGGCUUCAUUAAGAAAACUUCUUGGCUCUGUAACUGAAGCUGCUGUACUGGAGUACUUAAAUGCAAUUUCUGGUUUUGAGUUGGACCAAGCUACAAGUGACACAAUGGUUCAAAAUUUAGAGAGCUCUACAAGAAACUUGAUAAAGAAAGUAGCUAGAGAAGAAGCUGGCAAAGUUCUGAACCGCAUGAAAGAAAGAUUCUCAACAGUCUUCAAUCAUGACAGUGAUUCAAUGCGAAGGGUUUGGCCUGAAGUUGACAUUAAAACCGCUGUGAAGGAUGCCCAGACUGCGUCACUGAGUGUACUUUCAGAUAGGGCUGUUAUACGCUUGGAUGAGAAACCCGAUAUGGUUAAAAAUUUACUGUUUUCCUCACUUAUGGGUGGAACUGUUGAUGCUCUAGCCUCAAACACGUGGGAGGAGGUUUCUCCAAUCAAUGUGUUGAAAUCACCCAUGGAAUGUAUGUCUUUGUGGGAUCAGUUCAAGAAAGAGACCCAAUAUAUGGUCGAUCAAGCGAUUUCGGCACAGCUGGAGGCUCAGAAAGGACGUAAAAGCUGGUUGUCCUCUCUAUGGGUUGUGGCACCCCUAGUUUCUGCAUUUUUCGGCUUGGCUGUUGACGAGGUGAAGCAAAAUAUGUAAUAUUUGGCAUAUUUGUUUUACAGUACCAUUGAACGGCACCUAAAUCUGCACUGUAUUUAAUGGUUUUUGUCCUGUUGUAUGAUGCACUGGCGAUUGUUUUUUUAUGGGAUAAUGAGUGAAUGCAAAUAUUAGAACA
This is a messenger RNA of Mangifera indica (mango), 2342 nucleotides long. RefSeq names its product protein ROOT HAIR DEFECTIVE 3 homolog 2-like. NCBI's taxonomy places the organism in Eukaryota, Viridiplantae, Streptophyta, Magnoliopsida, Sapindales, Anacardiaceae. Gene Ontology annotation, cellular component: endoplasmic reticulum. The transcript has 20 exons. Gene Ontology annotation, biological process: endoplasmic reticulum membrane fusion. The record is from RefSeq and is a predicted model, not a curated record. Gene Ontology annotation, molecular function: GTP binding; GTPase activity. The coding region runs from base 125 to 2206 and encodes 693 amino acids.